Molecule: messenger RNA, 2487 nt
Organism: Galendromus occidentalis (western predatory mite)
Lineage: Eukaryota; Metazoa; Arthropoda; Arachnida; Mesostigmata; Phytoseiidae
Product: SH3 domain containing ring finger posh
Exons: 1
Coding region: 1-2487 (828 amino acids)
Molecular function (GO): metal ion binding; protein binding
Source: RefSeq, a predicted model, not a curated record
AUGGAUACGACGUUCUUGAGCGAGCUCCUCGAGUGCUCGGUAUGCCUGGAGCAGUUGGACGCGACGUCACGCGUCCUUCCGUGUCAGCACACAUUCUGCAAGAGGUGUCUCCAGGAAAUAGUCCAGUCAAAAGGGGAACUCCAGUGCCCCGAAUGUAGAACCCCGGUGUCGACGAAGGUGGACGAGCUGCCUGUAAAUAUAUUUCUAGUUCGUCUCCUAGAGGGAAUCAAGAACAAAACCCCACGGAAAUGCGGCGUCCAACAGUCCGAUUUAGCGAUUGUGGCGGCGGGCAGCUCGAUCUGCCCACUCGGCCUCCCGCUAGGCGGCAACGGCGGCGGCGGCGGAGUUGCAAUGUACAAUCCAGCCCCAUCGAGACUCUGCUGCGCCAAGGCGAUCUACUCGUACGAAUCGGCGAACGCGAGCGAUCUGAAUUUCCUCAAAGGCGAGUUGAUCUCUAUAAUAAAACAGAUCGACAUCAAUUGGUUCCAAGGCGAACUCCGUGGCCGGAUCGGUUUCGUGCCGGCGUCCUACGUCUCAAUCCUCACUCAGCCCAACGGACAGCCGGCCCCGAUGGCAAAGGCGCUUUACGAUUUCCACAUCACUGACAAGUCUUCGGAAGAGAAGGACUGCCUCACAUUCUGCAAGGGUGAUCUCAUCAGCGUUCUGAGGCGCAUCGAUGAAAAUUGGGCCGAAGGUCGAACCGGUGACCGACAGGGAAUCUUUCCAAUCUCGUUCGUCGACAUGAAUCUCGCAGCCAAACAGCUGAUCAAGAUGAUUACCUGCACGGGACCGUCGAGAGUGGUUCCCCCGCCGCCGCCGAGCUCAUCGAUGUCCGAUCAGGGCAGCGGUGCAAAAACACCUAUGCAAGGCCCUCAAGAGCUACUUCAGGAUUUCUCGAUGUCGUCCGAGAAUAAGAGACAUUCCCUCUCUGCCUUGAACCUCAGUCAGCCGCUUACGACGCCGACUGCGACGUCGAUCUCGACGUCAACGUCGUCGUCGUCGACCGUCUCGGAGCAUCGGCACUCGUUGGAGAUUCUCCUCGACGGUCGAGGACUCGGAAGCGGAGGAGGGGGCGGGGGACUGCAAUCGCCUCUGGGACCGGCGAACGCACCCCACGGCAAGAUGUGUCUUUCACAGCUGCCCGUAUCCGGCGGGCCUUCUUCUCAGACACAACUCGCGCAGCUCAACAAGCAGCAGGUGGACCAAAAUUCACGGCGAAUUCUCCGGAACUCAGAGAAGGACUUCUCCACGUCGCAGCAUCAAUUGCACCAACAGACAAUGUUCUACAUCGCGUUGUACAAUUACAGACCGCAGAAAGACGACGAACUCGAGUUGAAAAAAGGCGAGGUCUACACCGUGUCUGAGAAGUGUCAGGACGGCUGGUUCAAGGGCAGCUCGUUAAAGAACGGUGGACAAGGGGUGUUCCCGGGGAACUACGUGCAGCCAGCAGUGAAAUCCGCACCUUCGGCCAACUCGUCGUCGUCGUCGACAACAUCGACGUAUUAUCAGCUGUCCGCAGUCGGGGCGUCGAACAGCGGCGGCGGAGGUGGUGGCCAAUUGCUCUCUGGGCCGAACUCGAUGUGCAUAUCGCCGAUGAGACCUCGCAGCAACCCUCAACUGCCGCUCACGUCGCUGUACGGAAUCAAUUCUCGAACAUCAGCAUCGGAAUGGCCCUUAUCGACGGGCACUUUCGGAGGAGGUCAGCAGCAGCAGCAGCAUUACAAUGACGGCCUCAUGAUGGUCAGCCAAGGAUUAGCUCAAACGGCCUAUCGCGGUUCGGCCGCUUGGCACACGCAGCCAGCCAACGAGGACCACCAACUCGGAGUUGUAGCACUUAAUCCCCAGCCUCAGCAGCAGCAACAAUCGACGAUAAACCAACAUCCUCAACAGCAGCAGCAGCAGCAGCAACACCUGUCGCUGAUCAAGAGACUCACUCGACAUAAAUCGAAAUCUCCCCCUCCCGCGCUGGGACUAGGUUUGCUGGAGGACGCCCCCCAGAGCGUCCACAUCAGAUCUGGUUCCUGUCCCAGCAGUCAUAGCUCCCCGGCUGGGUCGUCGUCAGGACCGUGUCUUCUGCAUAAGAAAACAGCCUCUCUCGACGAUACCCUAGCCUCGCCGUCGAGCCAGAAUCCUCCGAACGUCAGCCUGAACGCGUCUCCCGCGGCGGAGCAGUUCCGCUGUAUAGUGCCUUACCCACCCAACUCGGAUUACGAACUUGAACUCAAGGUCGGGGACGUUGUGUACGUCCACAAAAAACGAGAAGACGGUUGGUGCAAGGGAACUCUACAGAGAACGGGUCGGACAGGCCUGUUCCCAGCGUCGUUCGUCACCCAGACGGCGGACGUCUACGCUGCGUCGGACUACCCCCAACUCCAGGCUAGUCAUCUCGGACUGCCGCCCGCUCCUUCGAUGUUCCAGUGUGGAACUCUCGCGGCGCCGCCGAUGAAUCAUCCUUCCGCGCAGCACAUCCUCAAUCCACCCCAAUAG